UGGGUUGAAUCAACUCAAGUCUGAAGAUCCGCCAUUUCAAAGCGCGGAGGAGCAAAAAAGGCUUGUAGGAAGUUUUGUAAAUUUGUAUUUUUUAAAAAAAACCUAAUAUAUUUCUUAUUUUCUUAGCAAGCACGAGAGUUAUAUAACAUUUUGAAUCUACCUCCCUGGCAUCACCAGCUGAAAUGGACGCAGACACAGAAGAAAAGAUGACAGAAACUUCGAAAACUUCCAAAGAGGAAUCUGCGACAGCAGUAAUGGACAACAAAGCUAGGGGUCGUGGGUUUAGAGGCCGAGGGGGUCGGAUGAGUCGAGGCGGCAUGCGUGGUGGGCGGGGCAUGAUGAAAGGGUUCGGUCCACCUGGACAUGAGAGGGGUCGACUGAAACACGGGCCCAUGAAUGGAUUUGCACCCAUGAGAGGCAUGAGGAGAAUGCGACCUUACCCAGACCUUAGAGGACAUAGAGGCAGGGUUGGACCAAUGGGCAUGGGCCCUCCUCCUCCUCCCCCUCUUCCCCCACCACCACCCAUGCACCUGAGGAGCCCCUUCCCACCUAUGCCCAGGCACGGACCCCUUCCGCCUCCGCCUCCGGGUCAUCCAGGGUUCAGAGGGCGUCCACCACACCCUCGAGGCCGUGGUAUGCCACCCCCCGGGCCUCGACGCUACUUCGACCCCCGCGGCCCGAGAGGCUACCACAAUGGACCGGUCUCUCCUCCGCCUCACCCCCCACCUGGCAGAGGCCAGAGGUGGCCCGGGCCCCCUGGUGGCCGACGCUUUUAACACAGCCUGCCCUAAAAAAACAAUAACAAAGCACUUGUUAAUGUAGAAGGGGCUGAAAAGUGGUGCAGUAAAUGAAAUGCCCCUUAACUAUGUGUAAAACAAAGUCUUUGAGUAUCUUCAUGGCAUACUCUGUGGCCAAAUGUCUGGUUAUUGAUUUUGUCUACUGGCAAAUGUGAAAAUGACAACUGAGGAAAACAGCUUUGUAAAAGGCACCCUGGCAUUCUGUUACAUUAUGUUAAAGAAAUACUGUUGGUGCUGUUGGAACUAUUUGACAAUGUUAAGAAAAAGUUUUCCUCUAAAGGGGCAACACUCUUGUCAAAGUUUGUUAAAUGUUCUGUGUUUUUUUUGUUGUUGUUAAGUCAACCUGUAAGCUCCAGCAAAUGUUCCCCAUCCUUUUUAACAAUAUAAAAUGGGUGACGGUGCUUAUAUGAAGAUGGGCGACAUUUAACAAAGGCGUACACAACAGCUCCAAGCACUGCAUUUAUGGUUUAGCACACCGUGGACCUCCCUUACUUUCCUUUUGUUACAUGGAAUAGUUAUGUUUUUAUAACCUCUCAGAGCAGCGCAGCACAUAUUGUUUAACAAUGAAAUAUUCUUUCAAGAGAACAUACAGUAUUCCACCACUCAAGUAUUCAUGAGUAUUUCACUUCUUCUUAUUAUGUAUCGUUAAUGUGCAGCUUUUUUAAGUUGAGUAUUGCUGUUUGGAACAUUCAUGUUUGUCUCCAGCAAACGUUUGUGUCAUGACAAAAAGGAAAAGGCAUUAUAAAUGAACAGCAUAGUAGCUUUUUAUAAAAGAAAGCCAAUUCCAUGAGUAUUUGCUUCAGUUAAGGAUAAGAAAUUACUCUUUAAUGUGUUACAUUUGUUUGAAGUGUUAUUCCAAACUUAAUUCACUGUAAUUAACAGAACUUUUGUGAACCUGUGAAUGUGUUUGAUGAAAUUCGUCAAGACAUAUGACGUAGUAGUGGAGAGAAAAAAAAAAUAAAACGACAACAAACAAAAAAAAAAACUCAACUUCUCUUUUUUUGUUUAUUCAGAAAACAAGUCUGAGAGUUGUCAUUACCACUUCCAGCAAAUCUGUAAUAAAUGAACGAGAUUUGCAGUGGCAAAAACUAGAAAUGUUCACAGGGGCACGAUAACACGUCACUUCAUCUAUGAGACGAGUGAAGAUCUAAGUCAUGUAAAGACCACUGCAAAGAUUACCAUCUUUAUAUUGACACCAUUGACUGAGAGCGGAGGACCAAGAGCCCCGAAUCAAUGCAAUACUCAGUGGAGCUGAAUAGAUCGUGUGUGGUAGUAGUCUUAUCUGCAGGCUGGACAUUUAAAAAAAAAAAAAGAAAGGAUUGAAAAAUAGCAGAAGUGUUAAUAAAAGAAAUAUCAGCUUCUCAGUUGCAUUGCCAUUCAUCUUGACAUAACUUAAAGUGAUUGGAGGUCUCCACCAACAGCUUUACUUGGAAAAUUCAGUGGUAGCAUGUCUAAAAGGAGGACAUCAUCUGCAAAGGAUAAAAAAAAAAAACACUGAUAUGACACUGGACUUUCACAUUUUCUUGCUGCUUCAGACACAUAUCAUUAACAUCUUAAUUUUAGAUUUGGAGGACUUUAGAGUAUUUGACAAAUAUGUGUUCUGACAUGCAUGUUUUUCUAUUCCAGUUGAUUUUAGUAUGUUUGUUGGAUGAAGCAGAGAACAGAUUAUGUGAUACAGGAUUUUCUUAUUUGCAGUGAUUUACAAUUAUGGCUCCAUUUUAGGGGACAUUGAAUGAAGUGGACACUGAUUUAAAAAAAUAAUGCAUCUUUUUAGGUUCUACAAGCUUAUGAAGGGCUUGACCCUCUCUUUUUAGGAAUGCACUGAUCAAACUUUUUUUGACUUAGUACUGAUCCCAUUCUAGAGUUUUAUUUAAAAAGUCUUCUGAUGUGGAACAGCUUUGGUUAUUUUUUUUAACGUGUAAGGCAACAUGAGGGUGACUUAGAUAUUGCUAUGCUAACAAAAAUCUAACUUAAAGAACAUACAAUAGUAAUUACAUAUGAAGUAAAUAAAUAAAAUAAAAAUAAACAGAACACAGGUAUUGUCGUGUUAUAUCACAUUUAAGUCACAAACUUUGUGUGACGGUAAAACCUUGGACUGCUCUUUCGGCCUUGUGCAUGCGGGAAUACUUUCUUUGAGCAUAAAGACAGGCCUGCACUCUGCUGAUGCAACAAGGAGCACAGAAUACAAUUGAACAGCUUAGCUGAGGUUUUGCCUCAUUCUCCUCAACAUCUGAUCCAUAUACUGCAGUCAGUAUCAGUUUGGUCCAUCACUGCUGUUUUCCUUCUAAGGUUACUGAAUAUAUCGAUUUAAAAACAAGUGAUGUAGUGCGAAAGCCAGGUCACAUAAAGAGUGGAGUGUUUUAUGUUCUGCUUGCACAAACAGGGAUUUGUCCAUUCCUCUGGGUAAAAAAAGCACUUAGUUCCCUCAGCCACCAAAUCUCUACAGAACACUGAAACAUGGCUGCAAAUGUACAGCUGGCCUACAUGAUACAUUUAUUCACAGGCAGGUGUUGCCCUCUCUCUCUUCUGUCUGUCUUUCUCCAUCUCUUCAGCACCUUCAGUACAUUUUGCUGCCUUUUCCGUCUCUGCAGUCCCUUCUUGUUCUGUCCCUUCUUUGGUUGAUUGUAACAGACUGACUGUUGUUGUCUCCUGAAGGGGGGCACACAGUACAGUUCACCUCCCAGGCUCCAGGAACCCAGGCCCUCCCCUCCCAUCUCUCCCCUCCUUCACCAGCGGCGUGACACCUGAGGUCCGGCACUUCACUUGAAAAGGUGAGCCUCCUCUUGUGUCUUAAAUCCCCUAAACCCCUCCCUCCCCUGACGCCUGGAGAUUCUCUCUUUCAGGUUGGAAGUCACUGAGACACAGAGGACUACGGGUAAGAGCUUAAGGUACUUACUCUUUUAUUAUUGGCAUCAAACAAGUAAACAUAAGGGUAGGGGACGGAGCAUGCUGGUGAAGAAAAGAUAAAUCUCUAACCAGAAUUAUUGCACUUAUAACAAACGUGGAUAUUUGUACACGUUCAGCAGGAAAGCAGAGGUGUGGAAAAUAUUUAGGAUAGCUAAAGUUCUGUUUUGCUGCUAAGAUUAAAGGCUCCUCCUUAUUGGUGCAAUAAACGCUGAUGUAUUGUGCAAUUAGUAGUGUUAAAUAAUAAAUCGAUGCAUUUGUAGUCUAAAGCACUUGGCUGCAAACACUGGACAAAAAGAGAAGAGAUUGGUAUUAAAUAUUCAAAAUCUCGUACUUGUGUGCCUGAAAGCUUACAGGAAUUGUAGCAGUAUUACUCUAAACUGUUGUUUAUUCCACUGGGGGGGGAAGAGUAGACCAGAACAAUUAUAAUUACAAAUACAUAAUCAUGAUGUUUUUUUUUUUAUGUAACUCAGCAUUUGUUAAAAAAAAAAAACAUUCACAAAUUGGAUGAAGACCCCAUAGAAAAUGUUACAAGACACAGAUGCAAAAAGAUGUCGGUGUUACAGUUUAAGAUUCUCAUGGUAUGCUUUUGUGUUGUUAUACAAAACGGUUGCAUAACCUAACUAGGAAUGCUAGAUGUCAAGCUUUAAUAACUGUCAAGUGGACUGAAUAUCUGUAGGAUUUAGAUGUUCAUAUUGACCCAAAUGAGGACAAAGAGAGGACGUCAAGUGUCUGUGCUGCUUGUGGAGCGGUAUUUCUUGAACCUGCAGUGUACAAAUCAAAACCAGAAGAAAAUGUAAAUCUCCGGAUUUCGUUCUAUAUUAAGUUCAUUUCAGUCACAAUAAGAUGUCUUUAGAUUCUUAGAUAUGAACUGGUUACAUAGUCAAGUUUUAAUACCAUUUGUGGUCAUUAUGGGAUAGAAAGCUGAUGACUCUCAUAGUAACUUGUCUUAGAUACUGCUUUGUAAAACGGAUUAUAAAGCAGGGGAAGGGGUGGGGCAAUAGCACAAAAAAGAUGUCAGCGAUGAUAUAUGUAUAUGUAUAAGGGAUUUUUACAAGAAAAUCUUUGAAAACAACAGGUAUGCAAGCAUUUGUUUCCUAUCAUUCAGCCUGACAACAUGUGGUUUUCACUGUUGAGCAGUAGAUCGUUAAAUCAUUUUGCCUAUGUUUUGUGUUUACAAUCUAUUCAAUAAAAGCAAUAAAGACAUCUCUUGUG
Labrus bergylta (ballan wrasse) is the source of this 4916-nucleotide messenger RNA. RefSeq lists its product as uncharacterized. NCBI's taxonomy places the organism in Eukaryota, Metazoa, Chordata, Actinopteri, Labriformes, Labridae. The record is from RefSeq and is a predicted model, not a curated record.